Molecule: messenger RNA, 3180 nt
Organism: Ahaetulla prasina
Lineage: Eukaryota; Metazoa; Chordata; Lepidosauria; Squamata; Colubridae
Gene: UNC93A
Product: unc-93 homolog A
Exons: 9
Coding region: 1405-2784 (459 amino acids)
Source: RefSeq, a predicted model, not a curated record
GCUGCUUUUUCUUCUUGGACUACUGGGUCUGUUGGUUUAUUGAGAUGUUUUGGAGGGCUUAAAUUGGUUUGUGUGCUAUGUGAUGCUGUAGCACACAAUCUUUGGUUUUUUCUGAGAUGUUUUGGAUUAUGGCAGUGUUAUCCUUUUCACUCUUAGGUUGGUUAUGCUAUAGUCAGUUAAAUGGUCAGGCAGUUUUUGAUAAAGUUGCAUGGUUGUCUAUUUUGUUGGAAGAUGUUGUAUACAGUAAGUGAUCUCUUUCUUUUUUCCGGUAUUCCAGGUGCUGCAGUGCAUUUAUGCUUGUCUGAAUAAUGUUUCCACAUAGUUCCUCUUGUGGGAGGUUGGUUUGUUAUUUUGGUAAGGGAGCACUGGUUAGUAUGGGUUGUUUUUCUCAAUAGACGUGUGUCUCUUAUUUGCCAUUGUUUCCUCUACUGAUAAGGAUAUCCAGGGAGAGUAGUUGUUGUUUUCUUCCUACCUUGUCAAUUUUAUUCCUUUGAAGAUAUUGUUGAUUGUCUUGUGUUGUUCCUUUUCUAUUAAGACAAAAGUGUCAUUUACAUACCAGAUCCAUACCAGAUCCAUGUUUGGUUUCAUGUGUGGGAGUACUAUAGUUUCUAUACACUGCAUUAGGCUGUCUCCUAUGACUCCUCCUAUGUUCCUAUGGGUGUGCCUCUGAUUUAUUGGUAUAUUUGUCCAUCAAACUGGAUGUGAGGCAGAGGCUGAUGUGGUUUAUUAUCUGGGUACUUUGAUUUUAGCAUAUUUGUCUAAAUCAGGCAUGCUCUGUAGUACUGAUGCAAUGGAUUCCUUUGCUAAUUCCCAACCUAUAGACAUGAAGGGUUUUAUGACAUCAAAUGAAAUUAUAAUUUCAUCUUCCUCUAUUUUUAGGGCUUUGAUUUUCUGGAAUCACUAUGGUGGGGUGUUGAUGUAAUAUUUACUUUCCUUUACGAGGUGUCCAAGCUUCUUCUUCUUUUUUGUGACUAUAUUGUAAAUUAGGGUCUCUCAGAAUGGUACAAUUGGAUAAAGAGGUAUGUUGGACUUGUGUAUUUCUGGGUGUCCAUAGAAAUGUGGGAGAAUGGGUCCACUGCUUUUCAUUUGCCAGAGUUCUUGUCUUUUAUAAUUUGAUCUUUCUUGGGUAGACUCUUAAGGGGCUUUUUGAUGUGGUUGUCCAGUUUCUGUAUUUAUUAUGGAGCCAUCUAUAACUUUGUAUCAGUUUCAGGUUAAUAAUGAGAUGUUAAACACAUUGAAUAUGAGAUAUUUCAUGGGAUUUCUGUUGAAAGGAGAGGAUGGAUCGGGGGUGAAAUGCUACCAGUUUAGACUGGUUCUGCUGUCCAGUGGGGACAAUUUUGACUGGUUUGGAGAACUGGUGAAGGAAAACCAGGUUUCUCCACUGGGAACUUCUAUGACUCAGCUAUGGACUCAUAUCUGAAAAACAUUCUUGUGAUUUCAUUUGGAUUCACAUUUCUCUUUACUGCUUAUGGAGGACUCCAAAACCUUCAGAGCAGCCUCCACUCCGAAGAAGGCCUGGGAGUUGCCUCCCUCAGUGUGAUCUAUGCUACUCUCAUCCUGUCCUCCAUGUUUCUCCCAUCUGUCAUCAUUAAGAAAUUUGGAUGUAAAUGGACCAUUGUAGGCUCUAUGUGCUGCUACAUUACAUUCUCUUUGGGAAACUUCUAUGCCAGCUGGUUUACACUCAUCCCCACAUCUAUGAUCUUAGGGCUGGGAGCAGCCCCCCUUUGGUCAGCCAAGUGCACUUACCUUACUGUGGCCGGCAAUUUAUAUGCUCAGAAAGUGGGCAAAAUUGGAAAAUAUAUAGUUACCCAGUAUUUUGGAAUCUUCUUUUUGAUAUACCGAUCCUCUGGAGUCUGGGGAAAUCUAAUAGCAUCUCUUGUCUUCGACCAGACUCCUAAUAAAGCAAAUCUUACAGAAGCAGAUUUGGAGUGCUGUGGUGUAGGCAGCUGCAUGGCAAACACCACAAAUAGGACUGUGACGUCCAAAGGACCAUCUAAUACUUUAAUCUAUACUUUGAUGGGAAUCUACACAGCUAGUGAGAUUCUAGCUGUGUUGCUAGUGAUUAUAUUUCUGGAUCAAAUCUCAACCAACCAAGCCGAGAGUGAAGAAAAGUCUGUGUCAUCCUUUAGAUCCACUUUUCUGGAAACAUUUCAACGUCUUAAAGAUAAACGCCAGUGUCUCUUGAUACCUUUGACUAUGUACAGUGGACUUGAACAAGGAUUCCUGGCUAGUGACUAUAAUAAGUCCUAUGUGACCUGUGCUCUUGGGAUAAACUUCGUUGGGUAUGUGAUGAUCUGCUUUUCAGCUACAAACUCACUUGCCUCCUUGCUGUUUGGCAAGAUUUACCAGUUCACCGGUAGAAAGGUUCUGUUUACAUUGGGUGCCAUUCUCCAUCUCAGCUGCAUAAUAGUGCUAUUGCUCUGGAAACCUCACUCAAACCAACUUGCCCUAUUUUUUAUAAUACCUGCCAUCUGGGGUGUAGCAGAUGCUAUCUUGCAAACACUAACCAACGCUCUCUAUGGAAUUUUAUUUGAGAAGCACAAAGAGGCAGCCUUUGCAAAUUACCGCUUGUGGGAGUCAUUGGGCUUUGUCAUAGCCUUUGGCUACAGCACCUUCUUAAGCGUCUCCAUCAAACUGUAUAUUCUAGUAACUGUACUGAUUGUGGCAAUGGUCUUAUAUGGAGCAGUCGAAUACCUGGAAUCCAAAGUGUCUUCUAGAACACCUCACACUGCUAACCAGGAGCCAAUCAUAUCACAGCAAAAUGCUCAGUCAACCAAUCUCUAAGUAAGGAAAUCUAUGUAGAAAAGAUUUCUACAAGAAAAUCUAUGUAUUUAGAAUCCUUUUCUACAUAGAUCAAAGCUUGCAUAAGGAUAUUUACCAGACAGCAGAGAAGGGCCUGAAUGAUGGCCAUGAGAGGGCUCGAGGCACUGCUAUAACAACGUGCGUAGGAUUUUUUGGAUUCUUCUUUUGUGAUAAGACUGUGCAGUAUUAUGAACUUUCCUCAUACAGACUAAGCCCAACCUACUUCAUAGGAUGGUUGUUAUGGGGAACAAAUCAGAGGAUGGAGUCCUGUGUAGGCCACCUGAAUUGCUGGAGCAAAGAUAAAUAGUCAACAAAUAUAGCACUGAUUUUCAUUUUAUCUAUUUUUUUUAAAAAAUGUGGUUUUUUUUUCAAAAUCAA